Messenger RNA from Salvia splendens (bonfire salvia), 708 nucleotides. Its product is annotated as DNA-directed RNA polymerase II subunit 4. Bases 127 to 543 code for a protein of 138 amino acids. Lineage: Eukaryota; Viridiplantae; Streptophyta; Magnoliopsida; Lamiales; Lamiaceae. Gene Ontology annotation, molecular function: nucleotide binding. The transcript has 6 exons. Gene Ontology annotation, biological process: DNA-templated transcription initiation. The record is from RefSeq and is a predicted model, not a curated record. Gene Ontology annotation, cellular component: RNA polymerase complex.
CAUAGUAAUAGUGUUAAUUUUGUUAUUCGUAAUCUCGAAUUUAUUACCUAUUGUUUUUCGGAAUCGCGUGUAUAAGUAGAUUAUAGAACCCCUAUUCCGAUUAGAUUUUUGUUAGCAAAAUUUAAGAUGUCGGCCGAAGAAGAGGAGAACGCCGCUGAGCUCAAAAUACCCGAUGAAUUUUUGAAAGCCAAAUGUCUUAUGAAUUGUGAAGUUUCCCUUAUACUUGAACAUAAAUAUGAGCAGCUUCAGCAGAUGGCUGAUGAUCCAAUGAAUCAGAUGUCUCAGGUGUUUGAGAAAUCACUCCAAUAUGUGAAGCGUUUUAGCCGAUACAAGAACCCUGAUGCUGUCAGACAAGUUCGAGAAAUUCUUAGCAGAUAUCAGCUUGCUGAGUUCGAGCUCUGUGUACUUGGGAACCUCUGUCCCGAAACAGUGGAAGAAGCUAUAGCUAUGGUUCCGUCCAUCAAGACGAGAGGAAGAGCGCAUGACGAUGAGGCAAUUGAGAAGAUGUUGAACGAUCUCUCCUUGAUCAAAAAAUUUGAGUAGUCAUCUUUUUUGUUGUUGUAAGCAUAUGGCAUUAAAUUGUGGCCAUAAAAUACAUAUUUUAGGGAUUGCAAUUUACUUAUUUCGAAUCCAGCUUGAAGUAUUUAUGUUGUAUGCUUUGAUAAUAGGAUUCUGAUGAGAUUUCAGUAUAUUAUUAUCAUUCCCUCA